This is a messenger RNA of Sclerotinia borealis F-4128, 1662 nucleotides long. The record is from the annotation of a GenBank genome assembly. Lineage: Eukaryota; Fungi; Ascomycota; Leotiomycetes; Helotiales; Sclerotiniaceae.
AUGUCUUCAGACGAGCAACUUAACCUACUCGCCGAAUCCGGGAUAACGAUUUCCUCCGACUCAGAGCAAUAUUCUCGCAAUGAAGAUGAGACUUCCCCUUCUCCGCCCUCAUCGAAUUCUCCGCAGAUGAUUCUUUACUCUCCUCCUACAUUUUGGGGGUUACUCCGGGGUGCUGCAAUCAAUCUUGUAUUGCCAUUCGUCAAUGGACUUAUGUUGGGAUUCGGAGAGCUAUUUGCUCAUGAGGCAGCGUUUAGGUUGGGGUGGAGUAAUACAAAGAUUUUCCCACCCACGCGAAGAUCUGUAGGACCAGGAAUUGAAUUCUCUUCAAAUGUACAGCGAUCCAUUAGAGAUAAUACGCUUCUUUCAAAUAAAGGCAAUAGCACAUUAUUUUCACAGUCAAUUGCCCGAUCUUCCCUUUCAAAAGCCAAUACAUUCACACGAAAUGCCACCUCCAUACGUUUUGCAUCAACUGCACCCUCCGCCAUACCUCCCGUAAAUUCCUCAAUCUCCUCAAUCGAAGCCUCUUCAUUCGAAUACAAACCUGCCCCACUCGAGAUCGACGUUGCUGAUAUCACUCCUGAUAUUCUCACCGCGCCCGAACACAUUGGUUACCUACACUCUCUUGGCCUCGACUAUGGAUGGGGUCCUACCUCUGUCAUAGAAUGGACGCUGGAGCAUGUACAUGUCUUUGCCGGAACUCCUUGGUGGGUAUCCAUCGGACUAACAGCUGUCUUAUGGAGAGUCAUUCUAUUCAAGCCUUUCCUCGAUGCCGCGGAAAAUGCAUCUCGAAUGGCUGCCAUUAAGGAAUUCACUGCUCCAAUUCAAGCGCUGAUGAUGGAAGCGAAAACUAAAGGCGAUACAGCCGAGAUGAUGUUGCAAAGAACAGAAAUGCAGCGAAUGUACAAUCGGGCGGGGAUCAAAAUGUGGAAAAGUUUUGUGCCGAUGGUGCAAGUAUUCAUUGGAUACGGAACGUGGAAAUUAUUGAGACAGAUGUCAGAUGUACCUGUUCCGGGUUUGCUGGAUGGGGGAGUCUUGUGGUUCUACAAUUUGACUGUCCCGGAUCCUUAUUUCAUAUUACCUCUUGCCACAAGUGCAAUGUUGCAUAUUCUUUUGAGAAAAGGCGGAGAAACAGGUAUCAAUACUCUUACACCCGGCAUGAUGAAUGCGAUGAUGUGGGGUAUGCCUGCACUAUCCCUGCUCUUUACAUCAUUUAUGCCCGCCGCUGUUCAACUCUCAUUCCUCGCUUCAUCCGCGAUGUCCUUCGGCCAAGGCACACUUUUCCGCGAUCCUAGAUUCCGAUCAUGGGCAAACAUGACGCCUCUCCCAGACGUUGAACCGCCAGCACCUGAGCGCACCCUGAGAAUGAGAGAAGUUCCAAGUAGUGGGGGAGAGACUCAGACUUCGAAGAGAUAUUCAUUAGAUGGGACUUUAGGAAAAGUGAUGGACGGAUUCCAAAGUGCCAAGAAGAGCGUGACGGAUUAUACGACAGAAAAAGGGUCAAAGAACGAUGAUGCGUCAGCGAAGCGAAGAGCUGACUCUUACGAGGAGCGAAGGCAAAGAGAAGUGAAGGAGGAAAUACGGCGUCAAAAUGAGAGGAGGAACAUGGAGAGGGAGAGGAAAAAGAUGGACAGGGCAGGAGCGGGGAAAAAGGGUAGAAAAUAG